This is a messenger RNA of Camellia sinensis, 1437 nucleotides long. Its product is annotated as diphosphomevalonate decarboxylase 2. Gene Ontology annotation, biological process: isoprenoid biosynthetic process; isopentenyl diphosphate biosynthetic process, mevalonate pathway. Gene Ontology annotation, molecular function: diphosphomevalonate decarboxylase activity. Gene Ontology annotation, cellular component: cytosol. The record is from RefSeq and is a predicted model, not a curated record. Lineage: Eukaryota; Viridiplantae; Streptophyta; Magnoliopsida; Ericales; Theaceae.
AUGGGUGACGAAGAAUCGAAGAAAUGGGUAUUGAUGGUAACAGCCCAGGCGCCAACCAAUAUGUCAGUGAUAAAGUACUGGGGAAAGAGGGACGAAACCUUGAUUUUACCCAUUAAUGACAGUAUCAGUGUCACUUUUGAUCCCCAACAUCUCUCCACUAUCACCACAGUCUCUGUUAGUCCUACUUUUCUUCAAGAUCGCUUGUGGCUUAAUGGCAAGGAGUUUUCUCUUUCUGGUGAUAAAUAUCAGAGGUGCUUAAAGGAAAUCCGGUCCUGCGCUGGUGAUGUUGAGGAUGAGAAAAAGGGUAUCAAAAUCACUAAAAAAGAUUGGGAGAAUCUGCAUCUGCAUAUUGCUUCUUACAACAAUUUCCCUACUGCUGCUGGUUUGGCUUCCUCGGCUUCCGGUUUUGCCUGCCUUGUUUUUGCCCUUGCAAAGCUAAUGAAUCUGAAAGAAGAUAAUGGAAAACUUUCUGCUAUAGCAAGGCAAGGUUCAGGUAGUGUGUGUCGCAGUUUGUAUGGUGGAGUUGUCAAGUGGUUCAUGGGAAAAAAUGACGAUGGAAGCGACAGCUUUGCUGUUCAACUUGCAGACGAGAAGCACUGGGAUGAUCUUCUUAUUGUUAUUCCAGUGGUAAGUUCUCGACAGAAGGAAACUAGUAGCACCAGAGGAAUGCGUGAGAGCGUUGAAACAAGUACGCUCAUACAGUAUCGAGCAAAGGAAGUAGUACCAAAACGCAUUGUUGAAAUGGAAGAAGCCAUAAAAAAUCGUGAUUUUCAAUCUUUUGCACGUUUGACAUGUGCUGAAAGUAAUCAGUUUCAUGCAGUCUGCCUAGAUACAAGUCCCCCUUUAUUCUACAUGAACGACACAUCCCAUAGGAUAAUUACUUGUGUCGAGAACUGGAAUCAUUCUGAAGGAUCACCCCAGGUAGCUUAUACUUGUGAUGCGGGGCCAAAUGUAGUUCUAUUUGCACAAAACAGAAAGGUUGCAGCCCUUUUGCUUCAGAGGCUGUUUUUCCACUUCCCUCCACAUCCAGAUACCGAUCUGAAGAGUUAUGUUAUUGGUGAUACGUCAAUAUUGCAAGAUGUCGGGAUUCAGGACAUGAAAGAUGUGGAAGCUUUGUCCCCACCUCCAGAAACUAAGGAUGACAUUGCCCAGAAAUACAAAGGGGAUGUCAGUUACUUCAUCUGCACAAGACCCGGAAAAGGUCCUGUUUUGCUGUCUGAUGAAGGCCAAGCUCUCCUUAACCCUGAAACCGGGUUGCCCUAAGUAACUCAAGAGGGCAAUGCCGUGGUUGAUGUUUUUAGUUGUUGUUGUGGUUGUUGUCGUUGUUUGUUUUCUCUUGUAUUUGUAAUUUAGUUUUUCCUGUUUUGUCUUGUCAAGGUUUAUUUAUGGUUUUUCUUCGGCACAAUGAGGAAUAAAGUAAUGAAGUGUUCUUGCAAA